AUGUGUGGAAUAUUUGCAUUAAUUAAAAUAAACAAAGCGCAUUAAUUCAAUUUCAACCUAUAUGAAGAGUAUUUGAAUUCACCUUAUAUAACAAAAAGACCAUAAUUAAUUGAAGAGUUACUCAUAAAAAAUUAAAGACCUAAUAAUAUUAAUCUUGAUUUAGAUAAACUAUAACUUCUUAAUUCACGAGGACCAGAUUAUUAGGGGAAAAUCGAACUUAAUUAACCCUAUUAUUAACUUUUAUACCAUAGUUUACUUCAUAUGAGAGGAGAUUAAAAUACAUUCAUCAAAUAACCUUUAAUAAAAGAAUAAUUUAUUUUGCAAUAUAAUGGAGAAAUCUAUAAUAUAAAUCCUGAUGAAUCAGAUACUAUGUUUCUCAUGAACAAAUUAUAAUAGGUAUAAUCAAUUCAUGAUAUUUAAAAAUUAUUAUUAUCUUUAAAUGGAGAUUAUAGUUUUAUUUUUCAUGACUUGUUGAAAUAAAAAAUUUAUAUUGCCAAAGACCCAUUUGGUAAAAGAUCAUUGUUACUAAGUUUUAUUGAUAAUGGAUUUGUUUUAUCUUCUUAAGCUCUAUAAAAGAAUAUCCCUAUUGAAAUGGAAGAAGAAGAAGAUGAUGAAGAUGAUGGAAAAACAGUAGAUGAAAAAUAUUUAAUGAAAAAAUACUUGAAUGAAUUUAAUUAAGCAAUUAAUAAAUCUUGUAUAGAAUUACCUAAUAAUUCAAUCAUAGAAAUAAAUUUAAGUGGAUAAGAGAUUUAAUGGAAUAAAAUAUAAAUAUCUUAAUUUUUAAACUUUGAUCAAAUAUAAUAAAUUGAUUUUUAAAAUACUCUUGAUUUUAACAUUUGUAAAAUUUAUGAAAUUUUAAUAAAAAGUACAAAAGAGAUUAUUUAAAAUAUAUUUGGUUUUCAAUAACAUUUUAUUAAUAAUGUUUAAAAUAUUUAAUAAAAUCAAUAAUAAGGAAGAAUUGGAAUUUUAUUUAGUGGUGGAAUAGAUUGUAGUAUAAUAACUCAUAUGGUUUGUAAAUUGUUACCUGAUAAUUCAUAAAUUGAUUUAAUUAAUGUAGCAUUUUUAAAUGACGCUCCUGAUAGAAUUACAGCUAAGAUUGCUCAUUAAGAAUUAUAGAAUCUACAUAAAAAUUAAUAAUUAAAUUUAAUUUUAAUUGAUAAAACAUUGGAUGAUGUUUAUAAAGAAGAGAAAUUAUUUUUAGAAAUAUUAUAUCCUAAAAUAACACAUAUGGAUUUUAAUAUUGCAAUGAUACUCAAUAUAGCAAGUUAAUAUAACAUUGAAACACGUGUUCUUUUAAGUGGAUUAGGAGCUGAUGAAAUUUUUUGUGGAUAUGCUCGAUAUAAACAUGCUUUAAAAAGAGGUCAUGCUGAAUUGAUUGAAGAAAUGAAUUUUGAUUUAUUUAGAUUGUGGAAUAGAAAUUUAGGUAGAGAUGAUAGAGCUGUAAGUAAAAAUGGUAAAGAGUUAAGGUUUCCUUUUUUAAAUAUUGAAUUAGUUGAAUAUAUAAGAUAAAAUAUUCACCCAUCUCAAUAUCUUAUGGGAGAUACUAAAUCUAUUUUAAGGAUUAUUUGUCAAAAAGAAGGUUUAAAGUAAAUCUUUUAUUUAAUUAAUUAGUGUUAUAUCUAAACAUGGGAAAAAAGCUAUAUAAUUUGGUACGAAAAUAGCUAAACUUUCCAAUAAAAGAUUUUUUGGAGGAAAUAAAAAAGCUAAGGGCACAUCAAAUUAUAAUAUAAAAUGA
Molecule: messenger RNA, 1735 nt
Organism: Paramecium sonneborni
Lineage: Eukaryota; Ciliophora; Oligohymenophorea; Peniculida; Parameciidae
Source: the annotation of a GenBank genome assembly